CAGAAGAUAAACCCUUCGCAAGUCGCAACGGUAUCUCUGUCUCUUUUUCUCAAUCUCUGUACGCGAAAAUGGGGACGCUGCUUGACUCGACCACUUCCAGAGUUCUCUCGCUCUUUCCACCAAUUUCUAGGGUUUCCCCCCUGGCCGUCUCUUCUUCUUCUUCUAUGCGGAUUUUCCGAUCGUUCUUUAAUCCCGCGGUUCUGUCUUGCUCUUACCAACGGUCGCCUUCUCGCCUCUGUUUCUCGGCGGCAGAGUCUCCGGAUGUUGUCUCCGGUGAAGAAGAGGAUGAAUUCGUGGAAUUCGAUGAGAAAUUCGAGGAUAACUACGAAUUCGCUUCGGAUAACGAAGAUUACUCCUUCGAUGUUGCCAUGUUUGAAAAGGAAGCGGAGGAGGUUGUCCGGGAUUACACGUCCUCUCUGUCUCAAGAACUAAAAUUAGAAGAUGAGAAGAAUGGGGGGAAGGAAUCACGUAGAAAGGAGAUAAGGCUUGCAAAGAAUUCGCAGAUCCCAGAGCAUCUUCUCCCGAGGGUUGCAAUAGUUGGAAGGCCGAAUGUUGGAAAAUCAGCAUUAUUCAACCGCCUUGUUGGGGAAAAUAGAGCUAUAGUUGUGGAUGAACCUGGGGUAACUAGGGAUCGCUUGUAUGGUAGAUCGUAUUGGGGUGACCACGAAUUUGUGGUAAUAGAUACAGGAGGCGUUCUGACAGUUUCGAAGUCACCAGCUGGCGUUAUGGAAGAGCUCAAUAUAACAACCACCGUCGGUAUGGAUGGUAUUCCGCAAAGCUCCAGGGAAGCAGCUAUUGCAAGGAUGCCUUCCAUGAUCGAGAAACAAGCUACCGCAGCUGUGGAAGAAUCUUCUGUCAUUGUAUUUGUUGUCGAUGGCCAGGCAGGGCCAACAGCUGCUGAUGUGGAAAUAGCGGAUUGGUUGCGGAAGUACUACUCGCAUAAGGUUAUCAUUCUCGCAGUGAACAAAUGCGAGUCUCCACGUAAAGGACUCAUGCAGGCUUCAGAAUUUUGGUCUCUGGGGCUCUCACCUCUCCCUAUAUCAGCGGUAUCAGGAACUGGAACUGGGGAGCUUCUUGAUCUUGUUUGCUCAGGCCUAAAUAAAUUUGAGAGUGUAGCGAACAUGGAAGAAGAAGAAGAAAAGAACUAUGUUCCUGCCAUUGCAAUAGUUGGCCGGCCUAAUGUUGGCAAAAGUAGCAUCUUGAAUGCGCUUGUUGGGGAGGAUAGAACAAUUGUCAGCCCUGUUAGUGGUACUACUCGGGAUGCUAUAGAUACAGAAUUUACAGGACCAGACGGGCAGAAGUUUCGGCUUAUAGAUACAGCUGGAAUCAGGAAAAGGGCGGCAGUGGCUUCAUCAGGCAGCACCACAGAGGCUUUGUCGGUGAAUCGUGCAUUCCGUGCUGUUCGUCGUUCAGAUGUUGUUGCUCUUGUCAUCGAGGCCAUGGCCUGUAUCACAGAGCAGGAUUUCAAGAUUGCGGAAAGAAUAGAAAAAGAGGGCAAAGCAUGUCUGGUCGUCGUCAACAAGUGGGAUACAAUACCGAACAAAAAUCAACAGACUGCAUCGCUGUAUGAGGAGGAUGUCCGGGAGAAGCUCCGUAUCCUCAACUGGGCACCUGUUGUUUAUUCAACUGCGAUAACUGGCCAAAGCGUCGAGAAUAUUAUAAUGGCAGCUGAGACAGUUGAGAAGGAGAGAUCAAGAAGGCUUAGCACUGCCAUAUUGAAUCAAGUGGUACGAGAGGCAGUGGCGUUUAAAGCCCCGCCAAGAACCCGAGGAGGCAAGAGAGGACGUGUUUACUAUUGUACCCAGGCUGCGAUAAGGCCACCGACAUUCGUUUUCUUCGUUAACGACGCGAAGCUUUUCCCAGAAACGUACCGUCGUUACAUGGAGAAACAGCUUCGUACAGAUGCAGGAUUUGCCGGAACACCGAUACGGCUUCUUUGGCGCAGCCGUAGGAAAUCAGAGAAGAACGCAGGUCGACCAGCGACGCGAAUGACGACUCUUGGACGUGAAAGAAAACUAGCAACGAAAGAGACCUAACGACUGCUCGGUCGAUACACUCCCACGUUUGGAGGGAUCGGAGAAAGAGUUACGGAGAAAUACUCGUCCGAAACAUUCGUUCACCACAAGGCUGGUUGCGGGUAGGAGUUUCUUGUCGGAAUUCUGGUUCAGAUUUUCGGGUGAUGGAACGAUUACAAGCUCCAGCUUUUUUUCGGGCUGCUUAUAACUACUACUGCUAUCUCGGUAAGUAUGCUUCUUGUGAUCCCAGGCCUCAAGAAACAUGUCGAACGAAGAUCUUUAGGUCUCACGUUCUUGUCUGUAUGCAUUACUUUCUAUAAAAUCGAUGUGUUCGUAUGCGGUUUGGUUGUAUGUAUUACUUUGUAUAAACUCAUUACGAGAAAAUAAUCAUUUACUUUCUCAAAAUGCUAUGAAAUAGAAUUGGUUGUAAUCUCUGA
Messenger RNA from Tarenaya hassleriana, 2452 nucleotides. Its product is annotated as GTPase Der. NCBI's taxonomy places the organism in Eukaryota, Viridiplantae, Streptophyta, Magnoliopsida, Brassicales, Cleomaceae. The transcript has 13 exons. Bases 69 to 2036 code for a protein of 655 amino acids. The record is from RefSeq and is a predicted model, not a curated record. Gene Ontology annotation, cellular component: chloroplast. Gene Ontology annotation, molecular function: GTP binding.